This is a messenger RNA of Prunus armeniaca (apricot), 198 nucleotides long. Lineage: Eukaryota; Viridiplantae; Streptophyta; Magnoliopsida; Rosales; Rosaceae. The record is from the annotation of a GenBank genome assembly.
AUGGAUGUACCUCCCAAAUUUGUUAAGUGGGACAUACAAAACCUGCAAUCAUCAAUGUGCAACAUAGAUGUUUCUAGUAUGACACCAGUGAUUGCGAGUAUUGGAAAUAAAAAAGAUCAGGUGCUUGAAGAUGUGUGUGGUGGAUCGGCUACUGCGCAGGUUGUUGAAGAGGUGUGUGGUGAACCAACUACUGGUUGA